Molecule: messenger RNA, 615 nt
Organism: Chrysochloris asiatica (Cape golden mole)
Lineage: Eukaryota; Metazoa; Chordata; Mammalia; Afrosoricida; Chrysochloridae
Gene: NABP1
Product: nucleic acid binding protein 1
Exons: 6
Coding region: 1-615 (204 amino acids)
Biological process (GO): response to ionizing radiation; mitotic cell cycle checkpoint signaling; double-strand break repair via homologous recombination
Cellular component (GO): SOSS complex
Molecular function (GO): DNA binding
Source: RefSeq, a predicted model, not a curated record
AUGAACGGGUUCAGCGACCCGCCUCUUUUUAUAAAAGAUAUUAAGCCCGGGCUGAAAAACUUAAAUAUCGUCUUUAUAGUCCUGGAGAUAGGACGCGUGACCAAAACCAAAGACGGCCAUGAAGUGAGAUCGUGCAAAGUAGCAGAUAAAACGGGCAGCAUCACCAUUUCCGUGUGGGAUGAGAUUGGAAGUCUCAUCCAGCCAGGGGAUAUUAUUCGAUUGACCAGAGGGUAUGCAUCCAUGUGGAAAGGAUGUCUCACACUUUAUACUGGAAGGGGUGGUGAACUUCAGAAAAUUGGGGAAUUUUGUAUGGUGUAUUCAGAAGUGCCAAAUUUCAGUGAACCCAGUCCAGAUUAUCGAGGACAGCAGAACAAAGGGGUGUACAGUGAGCAGAAGAAUAAUUCUGUGAAUAGUAAUAUGGAUAUAGGUACAUUUGGACCCUUGGGAAAUGGUGUUCAAACCAACUCAGAAUCCAGGGGAUAUCAGUUUUCCUAUGGUGGUAGAAGUAAUGGCCGAGGACCUAUAAAUCCACAGCUACCAGGAACAGCUGAUAACCAUACAGUUGUGACUACAAUAAAUAAUGGCAGGGACCCUCGGAGAGCAUUUAAAAGAUGA